Durusdinium trenchii is the source of this 4854-nucleotide messenger RNA. Lineage: Eukaryota; Dinophyceae; Suessiales; Symbiodiniaceae. The record is from the annotation of a GenBank genome assembly.
AUGGGAUUUCUUCCCUGCUCCGGACCCUGCGCCCGGGUGGUGACGACUUCAUUUACUGACUAUUCGGAAGAUGAAGGGUAUUUGGUCCUCAGCCAGGGGCAGGUGGUUUUCGUGGAAUACGUCGGUGAUGAGGAAUCCCAGGAAGUCGGCUGGCUCUACGGAUAUAAGUCUGGCUUGAAUGGCUCAAAGUGCCACGGGUGGUUUCCCCAGUAUGUGGUGCCACCAGUGGAGCGCUACGAGGAUUCUGAGAACAAGGCCUUGGAAAGCCCAAGCGGGCGGAUUCCUAGGGUUGUGGGGCCACGGACGGCGACCCCACCUCCAGAGGAGACCGAGUUGCAUGGAGCCAUCACCCCUCCACCCAGCGACGAGGAAGACGUUUGUCCAGGAGUCGCCGCGCCCGCACCCGGCGCGAGCUGGCUGGCGCUGCCUGAACCGUCGCCCGCAGCGGACCCCGCGUCGGACCCUCCGACGCCGGCGGGGCAGCCCUUGGCAGCCCAGCUUCCGGAGCCUGGCUUCGACAGCCCGCAUGGGAGUGCCGAUUGGUCGGAUCUGCGCGCCGUGCUGCAAGGUUUAGACGUCGGGAAGAACUUGCCCAUGUACAAGUUUCGCCAAGAGCUCCAAGAGAAAGUCUUGAAGAAUCGUGUCGUGUUCGUGGACGCAGACACGGGAAGUGGCAAGUCCACCCUGGUACCUCUUUGCUUGGCGGAGCAAUGCAUGCAGGAAGGCCGGAGCUGCCGCAUCGUGGUGACGCAGCCCCGGCGCGUGGCCGCCAAAGGCUUAGCUCAGCGAGUGGCUCAGCAGGUAGGGCAAGACGUGGGAGAAUUGAUUGGAUAUCGCAUGGGUGGUCAUGAGAAGAAGGACAACCCCUCCAAGGGCAGUGUGGUCUACGUCACGGUGGGCCACUUCUUAGAAGCGAUCGUUCAUAAUCCGACUCACCUGGACAGCUACAGCCACAUCGUCCUGGACGAAGUGCACGAGCGCUUCGUGGAGGCGGAUUUUCUCAUGGCCUUGCUGCGAUUGAACCUGUCCCGACCCGAGACCUGGCACCAGCGGAUCAUCGUGAUGAGCGCCACGCUGCAGAAGGCGCUCUACGCAUUCUUCCGGCCCACCAUGCUCCCCUCGCCCCAUCUGGCAGAGAUGGUGAGCGUCACCUCUCCAGGAAGUACGCCCUUUCGGGUGGAGGACAUCUAUUUGGAUUCUGAACUGCUGCGACGCUACCAUCCUGGAGUCAUCGACAAUGCUCCACCGUUUGGACCUCUAAUGCCUUCCAGCCUCGUGUCUGACAAGCCACAGGUCAGCUCUGAUCGGCUCACGAUGGCCUGCAAGAAUUUGACCAAGACUGGUGCAAGACUCCUUCGAAGCCUCUACGAGGUGCAUCAUAUCCAUGUGGUUUUGGCCUUCCUUCCAGGCUUAGAUCAGAUUCAAGAACUCAAGAAGUUGUUGGACAAAGAAGCGGACUCGAUGCACGAGCUGCACAAGUUCAAGCAGCAGAGAGAUCCGAACAUCGGUCCCUUCAAUUGGCCAGACAUCAUUCUGAUGCACUCGGCUCUAGACAAGACAGACUACGAACGUGCAUUAGAACCAUCUGAUCCGGGAGUGUGGAAGGUGGUCCUCGCGACCAACGUGGCCGAAUCCUCUGUCACGGUGCCGGACGUGGGUGCCGUGGUGGACUUUGCCAUGCACCGGACCAACAAAUAUGACGAUGAGAAGAAGAUGUCCAUGCUCCUGACGACCUGGUGUUCCAAAGCCUCGCUGAAGCAACGCCGGGGGCGCACGGGGCGCACCUGCGAUGGGCGCUACUACUGCAUGGUGGAGCGGAGGCUCUAUGAGGCGCUACAGGACUUCGACGACAGCGGCGUGGAACGGUCCUCCUUGACGAAGGUGGCGCUCGAGGGGGCCUACCUGGCCGAGCGCCUCAACAAGCCACCGCUCAUCCGCUCGAGGUUGCCAGCCCUGCUGAGGGGCCAUGAGAACGAGCACUUCGUGCACUUCUUCGAUGGUGUUGCUGGAAUGUGGCAGGUCGAAGACAAGGUCACAGGUGUGGUCUCUUGGGCGCCUGAAGAGGACUUGAUGUUGAAUGAGCUGAAGCUGGAUCACAUUCUGGAGCUUCUACCUUCUCCACCUGGCAUGUCCCGAGUCAACACGGCCGUCCGGGACUUACAGGAUCUCGGCACCUUAACAUUGGACGAGCGCCCGACUGCACUGGGCAUCGCUUGCCUGAAGCUUCCAACCGAGGUGGUUUUGGCCCGGUUGGUGGUCAUUGGCUGGGCCAUGGGAAUGAGCGAAAGUGCCUGUAUCUUAGCAGCGGCUCUCUCCUUGACUCCCAGCUGCGAUGUGCUACGGACUCCUGUCAACACUCGAGACGAGCUGAAAGACGAAGACUUGAAACGCCUCAAGAACACGGUGGAUGCACGUUCCAAAGCGGAUAGGGGAUACCUCUCUGAGCCUAUCUUGCUCCACACGCUCUGCCUUGAAUGGUUGAAAGCUCGUCGGGGCGACCAGACUGCUGGAGAGAAGCUCGGGGGUGUGCCGACCCUGCAGUCUGUGGAGAAAGAUAUCAUCCAUCAGAGGCUUUGGACUCAAUUCUCCAACAAGGUGGUUGAUCUUUGGAGGUCGCUGGCGCGCUUGUCCCCUAGAGAGGAGGAGCAGAGCAGGCUACGGGUGCUGCAAGAGGUGGCGCAAGGAAAAUGGAGACCUGACUGGGAAAGCUACCUGGAAAGUGACCCAGAGAAGCUCUUGGCGCUCUUGACUUUCGGGCUCGCUCCAGGAACCUUUGUGGCCGUCGGCCAGUCUCCUAGCCUCUACGGCAAAGGUACGUAUGGCGAAUUCUGGAAGAUGGCGCAGCAGUCAGAGUGGAAGCCUUCAGAUUGCCUCUAUUGGAAGCACGAGCAAACGGAGGUCAGACAAGUUCUGAGACACCUGGAAUCGGGUAGGCGUGGAAGUUUGCAACACAUGUCAGAGGAUGAUAUCAAGGAGCUGCAAAACGAUUCCUAUUUGCAAGAUGAAGAGAACAAGCACCCCUGCAUGUUGCAUUUGGAUGAAACUGCGCUCCCACCACAGCGCUUGGCCUUACACGACGAGCGCCAGAGACUUCAAGCACCACAAGAGAGACUGUUGCCGCUGGAGUUCGAGUUUCUCUAUCGGCUUUGCUCGCCGUUUAACGGCAAAGCCAACAUCGACAAUCUGAAAGUGAAGUCUUGUCCCCAGCAUCCAUGCGCCAUGAAUUGGUACAUGCCCAUGCCUUCGAACGAGGGAGAUCGGCUCAUAGAGGUUUGCCUCAACUGGAAAUCCCCAGCCUAUUCGUUGCUGAGCGGACAGACGCGGCCCGGGCGGGACGCCAACUCUCGCUGUCGCCCCAAGCGCUUCCUGGUGGCCUGCGGUGGAGACUACCGGACAGACUAUCACGGGGACACACCCACGCGGGUCACGGUCCUUCGGGGCGUUUCGGUCUUGCCUGCGAAACACCGUGGGCGCCAAGCUUUGCUCUGGCUCUUGGCCUCGGGAAUACCGAAAGACGCGAAGAUGACGGCGCUGUGCGCACCGACGGCAGGCUUAGAGCCUGGACGCUUCGAAAUUCGAGGCGUGUGGAUGUGGGAGAGGACUUUCCGGCUAUCCAACGACGCGAUCCUCAGCGCGGAAGACCUGCGCGCGGUGAAUCGCUUUCGGGAAGCCUUGAAGCAGCUGCAGUCAUACCAGACUCAUGCCUGGGCUGGAGAUUGGAUGGAUCAAUUUCGGACAGCAGUGCGCAUUGAUUGCCUCGGAGAGUACCUGAGGGUUUCGGACCAAAGUGUCCAAGAUGCAAAGACGUUCUAUUACCGCAGCGUCGAUGGCGCUUGGGUAGCUGCUGAAGAGGGGCAAGAAAUGCUUGUGGAGUUGUCGGAGGGUCAGCUUCAGUGGGGCGAGCGGAUGCUGACGCGAACUGAAGAAGACUUGGCGAUCUUCAAGCAGUUCAACCCCAGCAGUGUUCAGGCCUUUCACCAGGCUGCGCGAGACUUCUUGCAGGUGGCUUCGGCCGAGCCGCAACGGCGGGGUCCGUGGCCUGGACGCUUCGUGCCUUUGUGCGCGGACGGACCGCUUUCGGCCUUCAACCUCGAGCGCAUCGACGGGCUGUUGGAGCCCUUCCGUGAAAGACUCCAGGAGAUGCCUCAGCUCAGUGGCUUCGUCUCGGAGGAAGAGGAGGAGGAGGAAGAUGAUGAGGCGGAUGAUGAUGAAGAGCCUUACAUGGACAAAUCGCUGGAGAACGUUGACAAGGACCUGAUGUGGCGGCUGGCCGAAGAGGAAGACUUCAAACCGGACGACUGCCGAUUCAUCAUCCUGCCAGAGAAUUCCCUGGCGCUGCCCACCGCGGCCACGUGCACGCGAUGUCAAGAAGAAGGCAAAAACUUCUCGCGAAAGCAGCUGGGCCGGCCGAUCUACCUCCGCUUGUGCACGGACUGUGUGGCACUGGCCCAUGCCGAGCAUCAAGGAAGCGUUUACAGGAAGGCGGAUAAGACCAUCAUGAGAAGUGGUGCAGGCCCGAUGCCACCUCCGCCGACGUUGGUGCCUGCGGCGCAAGGGAAGAAAGUGUGCUCGGUGUGCCAAGUGGAACUCACCCCGCUCAACAGCACCGAAACGCAGCGGAAGCGACCCGUGAGCAAGCGGAAAUGCGAGGCACUCGGACCGCGGGACCCGCGGACCGGGGCGGCGCGAAGGACCGCGGCGAAGGGCGAGGCGAUCGAGGAUCGAAAUCCUCGCAUCGAAGCGCUGGUGGCGGAUGCACGCUUGGCUGGUGUCGAAGACCAUUUGAUCCGGCAGGCGGAGACCCUGCGGAUCGGGAACCAGCGCUGUGCCGCGUCGGAAGGCACGUUGAUGUGA